CCUCACAUUUGUCAUGCAACAAGAAAUUAAUUUAAUAGCCUCACAUAAUUUUUGUUAUCAAUAAAUAUUUUUCUCAAAACUUAUCUUAUUAUUAGAACUUAACAAAAUAAACCUAAAAUUCAGCAAGACCAUUAUUCUUCCCCACAUUUUUUCUAGAUUUGUUAAUUUCAUAUUAAUCCAAAACUAGUCUUCUUCUUGUCCCAAAAAAUUUCUACAAUAUCAAGCAAAAAAAAAUAAAAAAAAAUUAAUUGAUAGAGACGUUAAAUUUGAAGAAAACAUCUUAUAUCGUAUAUUUCAGAAUCAUUGAGGAAUAACUAUACACAUCGUAUUUUAUGAAGGUGAUAAAUUUAGAUGGAGAAAUCAUUAUUCGAAGGUCAAACAACAAACAAGAUUUUAUUACAAUUACCGGUAAAACCUCUCAUUCGAUUUCGAUCUGUUUGUAAAUUAUGGCGUUCUCUGAUCGACGAUCCAACUUUCAUCGACAUGCAUCGACAAAAAAUGGAAAUUGCUAGUACCAAUUUACGUUUAUUCCAAAUUAUAUACCAAUUAUACCCUAACGAAGGGCUUCGAUCGUGGUGUUACGCGGGAAGCCCAGGCAACGAGCUGAUUCACCCGGGCUUCCCCGUAACAAACACGAAACAAUGUAAGUAUGAAUUAGUGGGCUCGUGUAACGGACUAAUUUGUUUCAUCACGAAUUACCUACACGGUAAAAAAGAAAUCAAUUUGUGGAACCCGUCUCUGAGGAAAUUCAGGGCUUUACCUAACUCCAGAUUCUCACCCGAACGGCAGAGGCAUGCACCGAAUUACGGUUUCGGUUUCGACGGUCGCGGUGAUCACAAAAUGGUAAAAAUCACUUACAUCGACAAUAAAUUAAAAAACGAAAAGAAACUAUGGUCUGAAGUCGAAGUUUACAGUUUAAAAGACGAUUCCUGGAAGAAAAUCGGGGACUGUUUUCCGUCACAGUAUUAUUACGUCCGGGGGGACACGGUAUUUUUUAACGGAUGCAUUCAUUGGCUUACGCAGCGCGAGUACGGUAAAAUCCGGCCCCGAAGGUUACCGAUCGUCUCGUUUAACGUGGCGAAAGAGGUAUUUCAAGAAUUCUGGCUACCAAACCCUACGGAACGCGAAGCGAACUGUAUAAGCUCGUUGUACGGAUCCCUAUCGGUCUGUGCGAAGUCGACUUCGUCGAUCGACAAUGAUACCGUUCUGAAUAUCGAGGUAUGGUUAAUGAAAGACUAUGCUGUCGAGGAGAGCUGGACUAAGUUGUAUGUGACAAGAUUGGAUGAAGAAUUAUCAGGGCCAAUAAUACCAUUGAGAAUAUUAGAUAAUGGUGCUGAGGCAAUAGUAUAUAUAAAUAAAAAUUUAUUUAUGUAUGAUCAUGAAAAUGAAGAAUUUGAAGAUUUUGGAAUUUGGGCAAAUGGAACUGGAGUACCAUAUGUUACUAAUUUUAUGGAAAGUUUAGUUUGGGUUGAACCAAUUAUUGUUGAAUCAAAUACACCAAGUGGACAAAAAAUUGGUACAAUUGCAAAUAUGGAAAUUCAAACAAAUAAUCCAAAGUUAGAAAAUACACCUAGCAAAAAGGAUAAACAAGAUGGUAAUUGUAUAAUCCUAUGAUACAAAUUUUUUAAUUUUUUUUUUUGCAUCUUAAUUUUGUUGUAUUUUUAGGAUUGUUGUAAUUUUAUUUUUAGGAUUAAUGUUAUUGUAAUUGCAUCUAUUAGUAAAAUUAUAUCGAAAUCGUGAAAUUAUCGAUCACGUAUGGAAUGUAAGAUUAUGUUUUUUUUUUUAAUAUAAUUCUAGCGAGAUAAGCAUUCAGUAACCACCACCGAAAUAUAAUCAAAGUUGCUAUGACAAACUCCGACUUCACAGGGAUCCUGUUACCCUUAUGAACUCAAUUUUAGCGUAAUUUUGUCACUUUUUUGUGCUGACGUGACACCUUUAUUACGUAAAAUGGAGUUCACGUCAAAGGUGUCGUGAACGUCAGCUAAAAAGGUUGACAAUAAUACGCUAAAAUUUAAUUCAGGGGGUUAUAGGACCUUCGUAAAGUUGAAUUGUGCCGUAACAACUUUGAUCAUAGUUCGGGGGCGGGGGUGGGGUACUGGAUGCUUUACUCUAAUUCUAGCUAUAAUCUCCAAAUUAUAAUCUCGAAAUAAUCUUGAUAUAUUGAACUUAGUUCGCGCUCGUUCACAUAAGGGUGCACGUAGAAUAACAAAGGAAGUUAUCGAGAAAAAAAAAAAACAAUUCUACAUUAGAAUUUUAUUGCCAUCAAAUCGUUCAUUAUCCUUCAACACACAUGAUUACCGUUUACCGUAAAUUACAUAAACCGUAAGAGAAAUUUGAACUCAAGACUUCUGCAAAUUCAUCGACUUCUGAAUCCACCUCUAUUUUUAGAAGCAAUCACCAAAACCAGAAGCGGCGCGACGUGGAUGGUUGACCAUUGCUCUUUGACCUUCUAAUCCGUUGCGCUUCUAUGGAA
This is a messenger RNA of Capsicum annuum, 2473 nucleotides long. Its product is annotated as F-box/kelch-repeat protein At3g23880-like. Gene Ontology annotation, molecular function: protein binding. The transcript has a single exon. The record is from RefSeq and is a predicted model, not a curated record. The coding region runs from base 352 to 1614 and encodes 420 amino acids. Lineage: Eukaryota; Viridiplantae; Streptophyta; Magnoliopsida; Solanales; Solanaceae.